UCUCUUUUCCUUCCAUAUAUUCUUCUCAUCUUCCAUCUUCCCUUUCUGUCGUCUUGGGUCUGCUUCUUUUUUGGCAUUUCAUUUUUUCCUUACUUCUCUUGAUUCCUUUUCCUUGGGCCGACUCUUCUUUUCCUUACUAGGUCUUGACAAAUACACACUCUGACAUCACCUGGAGUGAGAGAAAGAGAUAUAUCGGGAACAACUUCUUCCAACGAUCCUGUCGCAGAGAAAAAAGAAAGGAAAAAAAGGCACCAAACCCAACAACCGCCAACAUGAGGACAUCGAUACUGGUUUCGGCACUGUGUGCCAGCACCGCCCUCGCGGCCCCUACCUACCCACAGCUCAACGUUGACGCCGCCACACCCAGCUCCGUCGACGACCUGUCAGAGUACUUCAACCUUCUGGCCCAGAAGAUCUCCUCGGGGAAGCAGAUGUCCAGCUCGCCAACGUGCGACCUCAGCAAAGCAGUGCUGCCAGUAGCAUCAGCAUCUCCUCUCCCGACUGUCAACGCAGGCCUCACUCUCAAGCACGUCGCCAUUGGCCGCGGCACGCAAAACUACACCUGUGACACUUCCAACGCAACCGCCGCACCUACUGCCAUCGGUGCCGCUGCCACCCUCUUCAACGCUACUUGCAUCGCCAGCACCUACCCAGACCUGCUCGCCAUGCUUCCCGGCGUCGCCCUCAACUUCAACCUGUCCACCGCCUCCUCCUACCCGGCCAACCUCGUCCCAGCCUCUACCGAUGAGCGCCUCGCACCCGGUGACUAUAUGAUCUCGGGCCACCACUACUUCCUCGACAGCACCACCCCAUUCUUCAACCUCAACACGACCAACUGGGAGCUCGGCGAGGCCCCCUGCGCCAAGAAUGCCACCACCAACGCCCCUGCUGGUUCGCCAACCGGCCAGAGCGGAGACGGCGCCGUCGCUUGGCUCAAGCUGACGGCUCGUGAGGGCGCCACGGGGAAGCUGCAGGAGGUGUACCGGGUUGAGACAGCUGGUGGAUCGCCGCCGGCCACUUGUGCCGGCAUGGAUGCUGCCUUUGAGGUGCAGUACAGCGCGCAAUACUGGUUCUACGAGUCAGACUCAUAG
Messenger RNA from Cryphonectria parasitica EP155, 1091 nucleotides. RefSeq lists its product as uncharacterized. The record is from RefSeq and is a predicted model, not a curated record. The transcript is spliced from 3 exons. Bases 273 to 1091 code for a protein of 272 amino acids. NCBI's taxonomy places the organism in Eukaryota, Fungi, Ascomycota, Sordariomycetes, Diaporthales, Cryphonectriaceae.